Molecule: messenger RNA, 1710 nt
Organism: Phacochoerus africanus (Common warthog)
Lineage: Eukaryota; Metazoa; Chordata; Mammalia; Artiodactyla; Suidae
Product: olfactory receptor 11H6-like
Exons: 3
Coding region: 1-1710 (569 amino acids)
Biological process (GO): G protein-coupled receptor signaling pathway
Cellular component (GO): membrane
Molecular function (GO): G protein-coupled receptor activity; olfactory receptor activity
Source: RefSeq, a predicted model, not a curated record
AUGACCUCUAAGGCCAGAAAUUCUUCCCACACUGUGAGUGAGUUCAUCCUCUUGGGCUUCCCUUGCCGCUGGGAAAUACAGCUCUUCCUCUUUUCCAUAUUCUUCAUAACUUACAUCCUGACCCUCCUUGGAAACAUGGCCAUUGUGUGUGCAGUGCGUUGGGACCACCAGCUCCAUACCCCGAUGUACAUUCUGCUGGCCAAAUUCUCCUUCCUGGAGAUCUGCUACGUCAACUCUGAUGUACCCAACAUGCUGGCCAACUUCCUCUCCCAGACCAAAACCAUCUCCUUUGCUCAAUGCCUCCUCCAGUUGUACUUCUUCUUCUCACUGGGCACAACAGAAUGCUUAUUUCUCUCCACCAUGGCCUAUGACCGGUUCCUGGCAAUCUGCCGCCCCCUGCACUACCCUACCAUCAUGACUACUAAGUUCUGCAGCAGCCUGGUCGCCUUUUGCUGGGUGUAUGGUUUCCUCUGGUUCCUGAUCCCAGGGAUACUGGUUACUCAGCUACCAUUUUGUGGCCCAAAUGUGAUUGAUGACUUUCUGUGUGACCUGGGACCUCUGCUGGCCCUGGCUUCAGCAUGUGUCCCAAUCCCAGGGACUGUUCUCAUAUGUGGCACCAUGAGCUCCCUCCUCAUUUUUGCCACCUUUUUCUACAUUACUGGAUCCUACACCCUGGUGCUGAAGGCCGUAAUACAGGUGCCCUCAGUUGCUGGCCGGAAGAAAGCCUUCUCUACCUGCUCCUCACAUCUGGCCGUUGUUGGUUCCAUGAAUGUGUCAGGAGUCAACAAAGUGACUGAAUUCACACUCCUGAGUUUUCCCUGCUCUAGAGAGGUUCAGGUCCUCCUCUUUGUGCUGUUCUUUGUGUCCUACAUCCUGACACUGAUGGGGAACGGGGCCAUUGUCUGUGCAGUGAAGCUGGAUCACAGACUCCACACCCCCAUGUACACGCUGUUGGCCAACUUCUCAUUCCUAGAGCUCUGUUACGUCAACACCACCGUUCCCAAUAUGUUAAGGAACUUUCUCUCUGAGACCAAAACCAUCUCCUUCACUGCCUGCUUCCUCCAGUUCUACUUCUUCUUCUCCAUGGGCAUCACCGAGACCUUCUUACUGCCCCUCAUGGCUUUUGAUCGGUACCUGGCCGUCUGCCGACCUCUCCACUAUCCUACCAUCAUGAGCAGCCAUCUCUGCAUGAACUUGGUGGUCCUCUGCUGGGUAACAGCCUUCCUCUGCUAUCCAGUCCCUAUAUAUCUUAUCACACAACUUCCCUUUUGUGGCCCCAAUACCAUUGACCACUUUGUCUGUGACCCUGGUCCUUUACUGGCCCUCUCUUGCAUCCCUGCUCCUGGAAUUGAGCUCUCCUGUUCUAUAUUGAGCUCUCUUAUUAUCUUCAUCACUUUCUUCUUCAUCCUUGGGUCCUACACCCUGGUUCUCAGAGCCGUGUUGCGUGUCCCUUCAGCAGCUGGCAGAUGUAAGGCCUUCUCCACCUGUGGUUCCCACCUGGCUAUAGUGUCUCUGUUCUAUGGAACUAUCAUGGUGAUGUACAUAAGCCCAACCUCUGGAAAUCCAGCUGGGACACAGAAGAUUGUCACCUUGUUGUACUCAUCAGUGACCCCACUUGUAAACCCUCUGAUCUACAGUCUCCGGAACAAGGACAUGAAGGCUGCCUUGAGAAAAAUCCAGAUGUGCACAAAAAUUAGCCAAAGCAAAUGA